Coniophora puteana RWD-64-598 SS2 is the source of this 1743-nucleotide messenger RNA. RefSeq lists its product as uncharacterized. The transcript has 4 exons. Gene Ontology annotation, molecular function: protein kinase activity. Lineage: Eukaryota; Fungi; Basidiomycota; Agaricomycetes; Boletales; Coniophoraceae. Gene Ontology annotation, biological process: protein phosphorylation. The coding region runs from base 1 to 1743 and encodes 580 amino acids. The record is from RefSeq and is a predicted model, not a curated record.
AUGGAGUGCGUCGGGCGCAUCUCGCAACUUUCCGCCCAUAUCCUUGCAGAACAGCACCGCACGUCAUGCUUCAUCGUUAUGAUACGCCAGAGAUGGGCUAGGAUCAUUCGAUGGGAUCGUGCUGGGGCUGUCGUCACUCGCGCGUUCGAUUAUAAGGCGACACCUCAUCUCUUUGAAUUCCUCUGGCGCUACAAACACGCGAAUGCUAUGGAUCGCGGCGUCGACACUUCCCAUACCACCGCUACACAAGGAGAAGAAGCGGCGUUCAAGGAAGCUGUUGAGAACCAUUUGAGGGUUCAAAUCUUCGACGGCUUAAUCACGCCGGAGGAACAGGGGAGCUUCAGAGAAUAUGUCACAGAGCAUUACGAGCCCGGCAACGUCACAAAGCUGGCCGUGUGCGACGAGAGGAGCAAAAUUAUUCAACACUAUCUGGUCUCCAAGCCUACCAGCCUGCCUGAAUACGCAAUAGGCAUGUCCACACGAGGUUAUUGGGCCGCCAAGUCAAACUUGAAUGGCGACGGUUGGGAGAUUACCUUCCUCAAAGAUACAUGGCGGGACGACGAAGAUGGCGCAGUCAAAGAAGGCACAAGAUAUGAGCUUUUGACCGCAAAUUGCGCGCAAAAUGUGCCGACCGUGUGUGGCCACGGAAACGUCAGGCAAAGAGACUCUGCAGAUACAUUCCCGUGCCUUGGAGACACCUUUGAUAACGCCAAUGCGUUAUUUUCAGGCCAGAAGACUGUAACCCAGAAUUACGUGACGGCCGACUGGUCUGCUAGGGCAGGCAGAAAAGUCAUGCUCAAGGCCUACACGCAUUAUCGCCUCGUUUUGGAGCAAGCCGCAGUGACGUUGAAUGACUUCAAGGACUCCCGGGAAUUGUUUACUGCAGUUCGUGACGUGAUUGAUGCUCUUCGAAGCGCUCGUGACAUCCAGUUACUUCACAGGGAUAUCAGCCCGAUCAACAUUCUCCUCUUCCGCAAAGCCAGAGGGGAGCGCAGAUAUGGACUCUUGGCCAACUGGGAUGUGUCUAGCACUACCAAUGAUUGUGGGCUUGCGAAUGAUACAUCUUCAACAGGGACUUGGCCUUUUCUCUCCGUAAAGGCUGCUCGGGGCUUGCCUGGUUUCCGUCAUACUCUCCAGGACGACACCCAGUCCCUACUUUAUGUUCUGUUGUACUGUUGCAUGACCCUCCUUCCACAUGCAGAUGUAAAUAACCUAGGACUGGAAGUGGCCGACUUCUUUGAUGAGAUAAACAGUGGAGUCCUCUUACGGAGGCGAGGUUUGACCAAGAAAAGCUGGAUCCAUGACUUUCACUUCGCAGAAACAAGCAUUGAGUCAUAUCACUUUGAGGAAGGGGUAGAACGAUUCCUCAAGGCAUUCUUCAAAGUCCUAUACGACCUCUACUUCCAGGAACCUAGGUCCUAUUUGACACUUCCCUAUGAGGCAUCAGACUUUGACUGGGCAAUAAAGAAAUUGGCGCAAGUCUUCGAUGACAUUUUAGGGAAUCCAACUUCAUUCGUGGAUUUGAAAACCGAUAAAUGGCUUUCGGGGCUCCAAAAGUAUCGGGAGAAACUUGUCUACGCUGCACACGAUCUUUUACAAUCCAACCUGUCAAAGAAGCGAUCCCUGAUGGACGACUUGGACAUAGAUGAAUGUGGCAGCAGCUGUGACAGCCUGGAGAUGCCAACGUUACCCGAACGCAAGAAGUUGAGGUACGGUAUAUCCGGAUUAAUCUCUCCAGCUUAA